AUGGUUGCUCAUAUCGUAGGGUUGCUUGUUUGCUCGCCAGCUGCUGCUGCUGCUGCUGCUGCUGGUGUUUCUGCUCCUGCCAAUACUGCUCCGGAUGUUGCAGGUGCCAUUGGAACUACCAAUGCUGCUGCUGGCCGUGCUGAUGCCACAACAACCAGGGAAGCAACCGCAGCCCCCUCGCAAUCGCACGCGGCCGCACAACAACACACACAGCAGCUGCUGCAGCGGUUCUCCACGUCCUUCCCAGGCCUUCUGUCGGAGGUGCCUCGCAGUGUGCCCGGGGUCCCUCGAAUCUUCCUUGAGGCACUGCGGAGGCGCAAUGAGCUCGUGGUGGGGGCGUGUGAGGCCAUAGGGAGGCGGCAGUCACAGGCCAGCGUUGCCACGCACCCUCCAGCAGGCGGAAACUGCAUGCCUGCAGAGGCUACAGCAGCCAUGGGCCCUCUAGAGCAGGGCAAGGCAGCAGACGGCGAGGCAGAAGGGGAGGAUUCAGAAUCAGAGGGUUUUUUCGGGUCCGUGCCGAGAACCGUUCGGCAGGAGAACAGACUCGCUGCCGCUGCUGCCAAGGCCUUGAGGGCCCGUGCACGGCCAGCUGCCCAGGUGCCUCCACAGCAGAGGGACCCCCGCAGAGCAGCCCCAGGGGGUGAUGAAGAGGAGCAGACUGGGCAGGUGGCUGUGGGCGGUGGCGCUGCAGGCGGUGGUGUUGUGGGCGGUGGUGCUGGCGGGCCUGGGAGGGGGUGGUCAAGGAGGGGUUCUGAGAGGUGGACAGCACAGGGAGGUAGCGGUGGUCGUCCAAGUGAGGCUCUCGGCUACAGGGGCAAGUCAGGGGAGAAGUUAGAGCCAGAGCAGGAGGAGGAGGAUGUCAGGGCGUCGCAGCAACACGAGCAGCAGCAGCACGAGGGGCGGGCGGGACGGGAGGGAACAGUAGCACUUGGGGAGUUGGCGGCUGAUGCAGCUGAGGCUGGGGCAGCGGAAACUGGUUUGUCGGCGGCUGCUGUUGCUGCUGAGCCCGGGGCAGCGGCGCUGCUGGAGGAGACCGACGUGGCCGCUGCGGCUGAGGUGACGGGGACGGCGCGGGAGGGGGCACAAACGGCUGGGACGGCGGGGGGAGCGUCUGUUGCCGAGACUGCUGCCGCCUCUGACGGCGGCUUAAUUUCGCCCGCUGAGGUACGCCCGACUGCGCCGCCGCUACAUGUGGGCGGGGGUCGGGCCGCGGAGGAGAGUCAGAUGGUACCGGAGCCGGCUGCAUCCCCGUCACCGCUCGGGUCGGCUGAGGUUGCUGCGGUCGUGGCGGAGGCAGCGAGGCGACAGCAAUUACCCCCGAACGAAGAGACGGCGCCGCCUGCCGCUGAGUCCGCCGGAACACCUGUUGCUGCCGUGGCCGCAAACAGGCAGGGGCACGGCCGGGCGGGGAGCGGUAGACCGGGUCCCGGGACUGGCGCCGCUGCUUGCGCCGCUCGCGGGAAGAAGCUCCGCGCCCAGCCAGCACCGAGGCGGCCCGGAGCAGGGCUGGGACCUGGCGUCCCAGGACCCCUCCUGGGCUGGUUGCUGCAAGGGCAGUCGCCACAAGUGCCAGCGCAUCCGUCGCCAUCUCACGUCGGAGCGUCUGUGGCGAAUUCCGCCGCGCAGACAACGACGCAGGCUGCGCCAACGCAGGCGCCGGGAAUUCAGGUCGGCAGUAACAAUGGGGAGCCGGCGGUGACAGGUACAACAGCAGCAGCAGCAGGCACGAACGUAGCGGCGGCGGCUGUAGGGACCAGGCGGUCGGCACGGUUGGGAGCGAUAACCUGGGGACCACCACGGGAUGGCCGUACGCCGUGGAUGCCGGCGGGCCGCGGUGGCAACGGAGUGGCGGAAACGGCGGGCGCGGCUGGGCGGGGACAACGAGGGGUUUUGCGCGGGGGGAUGAGAGGCGGACGGGGAGGGCGCAACCAACCACCCAGAUCGGAAAUCCCCGCGAGGACUGGUCCCUGGCGGGAGCGUCACGCCAGGCCUGAAAGAGUGAUCCUGCAGACGAAUGAGGGACAAGAAGCUUCUGACAACCCCGGGGCCGACCCAGAGUUUAUGGCUGGGGAGGAGGAGACCUCUGAAGAAAUCUCGUUGGAAGACGAGGAGGCACCCAGGAGGAGGAACAACCCUGAACCUCAAACCGGGGCGGCGGGGGGGGGUAUUCCUAGCAACCCAGCGGUAGGAGGAGCACCUGCCACGGAGGAGACGGACGUGCCUUCGCCGGCCGACCUGGCCGGCGACGACGCCAUCUGGCACAUGGCGGGGGAGUGGAAUGUAGACGUGCUUCAGCGAGGGGACCAGCCAUUCCUCGUCCGCCGGCUGCCACCACACCUCCUGGACAGAUACUGUCUGUGCAUGCUGGCAGCACUCAUUCGCCUGGAUAAAAAUCCCAGCUGCCCAGGUGGUUGGAUGGUGCUGCUGUUCCUUCCGAGGCUCACCCUCAGGCCUGCGCCCGAACCUGUCUUGGGGAGUCGCUGGGCAGCGAUUGAAGCUAGGCUGCACAAAUUCCAACGAGGCGAAUGGUCCGAGCUCUUCGAGGAAGCAGGAGUCAUCCCCGACACAGGAGCCCCGUUCCAGGAGGUGCGGAGUGCAUCAUCCAUACCGUCUGCUCUCUACUCCGUGAGGACAAGACCCGCAUUGCCCUCCAGCUAG
Messenger RNA from Closterium sp. Naga37s-1, 2658 nucleotides. NCBI's taxonomy places the organism in Eukaryota, Viridiplantae, Streptophyta, Zygnematophyceae, Desmidiales, Closteriaceae. The record is from the annotation of a GenBank genome assembly.